GAUGGUCUCCACGUGACAAAUAUCCAACGUGAUUCAGGAGAGAAAAAUCAAAAGGCGUUUCGUUUCAGGACGGUAAAUGGCAGCGAGCCUCAAGCUUUGUUUUCUUUGGUCGUCUUCACAAACAGUAUGGUCAAGAAAGUCAGCAGAACUUGACAAAGGUUCCCUGAGCUGUACAUGUUCUGUUUCCUGAGAUUCUAGAAGCUCCUGGACUGAAAUACAAUGAGGUUUCAUGUGUACAAUCUGGUCCUGUUGGGAUUAACUUGCGUCAUCUCCGAAUACGGUCCAAACCAGAGAGCACAGAAGAAAGGAGACAUCAUACUAGGAGGACUUUUUCCUAUUCAUUUUGGAGUGACGGCAAAAGAUCAGGAUUUAGCAUCAAGGCCAGAAUCUACAGAGUGUGUGAGGUAUAACUUUCGAGGAUUCCGCUGGUUGCAAGCUAUGAUAUUUGCUAUUGAAGAAAUAAACAACAGUAGCACCCUUCUCCCAAACAUCACCCUGGGCUACAGGAUAUUCGACACCUGCAACACUGUGUCCAAAGCCCUGGAGGCCACCUUGAGCUUCGUGGCUCAAAACAAGAUCGACUCCCUGAACCUGGAUGAGUUCUGUAACUGCUCAGAGCACAUCCCCUCCACCAUAGCUGUGGUGGGAGCCACAGGGUCUGGAAUUUCAACCGCAGUAGCCAACCUGCUGGGACUGUUCUACAUCCCGCAGGUUAGCUAUGCGUCCUCCAGUAGACUUCUGAGCAACAAGAACCAGUAUAAGUCUUUUCUGCGGACCAUUCCUACUGAUGAGCACCAGGCAACGGCCAUGGCUGACAUCAUAGACUACUUCCACUGGAACUGGGUGAUAACGAUUGCUGCAGACGAUGACUACGGCCGACCGGGAAUUGAGAAGUUUGAACAAGAGGUUAGCGAUCGAGAUAUCUGCAUUGACUUUGGCGAGCUCAUCACGCAGUAUUCUGACGAGGAGCACAUCCAGGGGGUCGCUGACCGCAUCCAGAACUCCUCGGCGAAGGUCAUCGCUGUGUUCUCGAGCGGCCCAGAUCUGGAGCCUCUGAUCAAGGAGAUUGUCCGGCGGAACAUCACUGACCGGAUCUGGCUGGCGAGUGAGGCGUGGGCCAGCUCUUCUCUCAUCGCCCUGCCAGAGUUUUUCCACGUGGUCGGCGGCACCAUCGGGUUCGCCCUCAGGGCUGGACAAAUACCCGGCUUCCAGCAGUUUUUGCAACAAGUGCAGCCCACAAAAUCUUCACACAAUGGGUUCGUCAGGGAGUUUUGGGAAGAAACCUUCGAUUGCUCUCUGGGCGGCAGUUCUGACUCCAAAACCACAGGGCCUUUGACCAGACGUCAUAUGGAACCAUCUCAGAGUGGAAACAAAAGUGUGAACGUCAGGCCCCUUUGCACAGGAGAGGAAAACAUCACCAGUGUGGAGACCCCCUACUUGGACUUCACUCACCUGCGGAUCUCCUACAACGUGUAUGUGGCUGUGUACUCCAUUGCCCAUGCCUUGCAGGACAUCCUCACCUGCACCCCUGGGAAAGGCCUCUUUACUAAUGGCUCAUGCGCAGACAUUAAGAAAGUUGAAGCGUGGCAGGUCCUAAAACAACUGAGGCACUUAAACUUCACGAAUAGCAUGGGAGAGCAGGUGGACUUCGACGAGAGUGGGGACCUGCUCGGGAACUACACCAUUAUCAACUGGCACCGCUCGCUAGAAGACGGCUCAGUUGUGUUCGAAGAGGUUGGCCUCUACAACAUGAAUGCUAAAAAAGGGGAGAGACUCUUUGUUGAUGAAAGAAAAGUACUAUGGAACGGAUUUGUCAGAGAAGUGCCGUUUUCAAACUGCAGUAUGGACUGUGAGCCAGGCACCAGAAAAGGGAUCAUCGAGGGGGAGCCUACCUGCUGCUUUGAGUGUGUGGAGUGUCCUGAAGGGGAGUACAGUGAUGAAACAGAUGCAAGCGAGUGCUUUAAGUGCCCUCCUGACUCCUGGUCCAAUGAAAACCACACAUCCUGCAUUCUCAAGCAGAUCGAGUAUCUUUCCUGGACCGAACCCUUUGGAAUAGCGUUGACCCUGUUUGCCGCACUGGGGAUUUUUCUGACCUCCUUUGUAUUGGGAGUUUUUGUGAAAUUCCGUAACACUCCCAUUGUGAAGGCCACCAACAGGGAGCUCUCCUACCUCCUCCUGUUCUCACUCAUCUGCUGCUUCUCCAGCUCCCUGAUCUUCAUCGGCGAGCCCAAAGACUGGACCUGCAGGCUUCGCCAACCGGCCUUCGGGGUCAGCUUUGUGUUCUGCAUCUCCUGCAUCCUGGUGAAGACCAACCGAGUCUUGCUGGUCUUCGAGGCGAAAAUACCCACCAGCCUUCACCGGAAAUGGUGGGGUCUGAAUCUCCAGUUCCUCCUGGUUUUUCUUUGCACGUUUGUGCAGAUCAUGACCUGCGUGAUUUGGCUUUACAAUGCACCCCCAUCGAGCUACUGGAACAGUGAGCUGGAGGAUGAGAUCAUUUUUAUCACCUGUAACGAGGGCUCCCUGAUGGCUCUUGGCUUCCUGAUAGGCUACACCUGCCUCCUGGCAGCUGUCUGUUUUUUCUUCGCCUUCAAGUCCCGCAAACUCCCCGAGAACUUCAACGAGGCCAAGUUCAUCACUUUCAGCAUGCUCAUCUUCUUCAUCGUCUGGAUCUCCUUCAUCCCUGCCUACGUCAGCACCUACGGCAAGUUUGUGUCGGCCGUGGAGAUUAUCGCCAUCCUUGCCUCCAGCUUCGGGCUGCUGGCCUGCAUCUUCUUCAACAAGAUCUACAUCAUCCUGUUCAAGCCUUCGAGGAACACGAUCGAGGAGGUGCGGUGCAGCACAGCCGCUCACGCCUUCAAAGUGGCAGCCAGGGCCACUCUGCGGAGGAAUACGGUGUCGCGGAAGAGGUCCAAUAGCAUCGGCUCCUCCGUCUCCACACCCUCAUCCUCCAUGAGCUGCAAGAGCAAUGCCGAAGAGCCUUCCUCCCCCACAGCGCGGCAGAAAGGCUGCAAGCAGAAGGUCAGCUUCAGCAGCGGGACUGUCACCCUCUCCCUCAGCUUCGAGGAGUCCAGGAAGAACUCUGUGCCCUGCAAGAACAUGAGGAGGAAGAACUCUCUGGAAGCCAAAAACAGUGACGACAGUCUGAUGAGACACAAGGCCUUGCUUCCUCUUCAGAACAGCGAGGCAGGGAGCGACGCCAGCUUCAGGACAGCCAGCAACAACCCGUCUCAGGAGUCGGUCGGGGAAGCCAAAAAAGAAGAAACCCCGAAUUCUGAAGAAACAGCUUCCUUCCCAUCGGUGAACUCUGUACAUUUUGAUACCAACUUUUCUUAAUAUAGCGGAAGAAGAUGGGAAAGACAUCUCCCCGUAGUCCUGAACUGUGUAAAUAAGCUUCUGUUUCUGAAUAUUAUUAUACACAAAGUUCUGCCUUAGAACAACUGUAUUGCUUUGGAUGUUCUCAAAAGGUUUUGACUGAACAGACAAAGGCAGUGUCAUACAUGUUUAAUACCCUGCAGCUGAGUGUAAUAAUCCGAGUUUCAGACCAGGGUUAUCUUCUAUCUGUGGAGGAAACAGAAUAUAUGAUACGUGUAUGUGUGCAGUGCUUUUAAUGCAUAUUGGAGCCAGCUUUUGAUUCCACUAAAAUUCCACUGUUUUAUGACACUAAAAUUCUGGAGGGGCUGCAUGUAAAAAGAUAUGUGGAUAUAAUCCAACAAUCUGACUGGAUAAUAAGCAUUCAAUAAUAUUUUUUUAUUCAUUUCACGAGUAAAAUAACACACUUUGUGAGUAAGUGAAGAUUUUGUGAUGUGAUUGACCAAGAAGGUCAAUCACAUCACGUAUGGUAUUUCAAAGCAGUAUCAAGGGCGAUUCAUUUGUGUUUAUUUGUUUGAUCCAUUUUACAAAAAAAAUCAUAUUUUUUAAGCAAUUUGAGUUUCCGUAUAUACUUGUAUAUAAAGAAUAUUUUUUAAUUAUAAUUGUAUGGGGUUUAGAUUUGAAAAAGUACUGAAAAUGUACUUAUUACAACAGACUGAAUAUUGGCAUUGAUUGUUCUUCAAACAUGAAUAGAUUAGUGCAGCUAAAUUCUCUAUUCCAUCAAGACAAGAUAUGAUUUUGAUGCGUUAUUAAAAUAAUUAAAAUGUAGGGCUUUGAUGGAUUAGAAAAAAAUGGGAUGAUUAAUCUGGUCCACCUGAGUGCGGUAUCAAAAAACAGUGUGGGGAAAAAAUACAUCUUGAAAAAUGGCGAAGGGUACUUCUAAAGACCAGGGCAAAAGGGCAACUGGAAGGUGUGUCAGAAUGAAGAGAGAAAGACUGCAACUUGCAGCAUUUUAUCAUCCGUGCUUUCCUUUCACAGCAGUGCUACAAGUUUAUCGUAUCGUUUUAGUUGCAAGUAAGCUGGGUUUUCUUUUUAUCCAUCGUAUUUCUUUCAAACGGUAGCAGAACAUGAACAGUUACUGUAUAUAGCAUGCAAUCAAUUCUUCAGCUAACCUAAAUAAAAUAGCACUCAGUAAGUUACCUUUGUUAGCCUGAAACAUGAAAGCUUACAGUGUGUAGAAAAAUGGAUCUGUUAAAUAGAGUAUUGUAGGUUGUUGUGCAACUGGUAAUUUACAGUAAUAUAUAUAUAUAUCUACACUCUUUUUGUUAAUAUAUACAUUCUUUUUGUAUGUUUAAUCUUUUUCUUUUAGACAUGGCAUUUAGCUGAAGGAAACGCAGGCAGGCAGUACAGCUAAAAGAAUGUCAGGUCACGUCACUAAAAGGGAUUACUUGUAAUUGUCUUUUAAUACAGUUUCAUGUCAUGAGCAAACAAGUGUGAUUAAUCAAUUAAUAGAUUGUAGAUCGGAUGAUUAAUCAGUCAAUAAAUGUCAAGAUUAAAACCACUAAUUAAAUGUAAUGCAUACAUCAACAGUUAAUAAGAAAUGGUAUAUAUAUAUAUAUUGAUAGUGUAUUCUCAGUAGGACCUCCUGGUAAAUUAGCAUUGGCAUUUUGAGCCUAAAAGUUGGUAGUGCAGUAGUUUACAAAUAUACAAAUCCGAGGAAAGAGACUGAUAAAAUAUGUUAAUCCACAAUGUGUAUCUGAACUACAGGGGUGAAAACCAGUUUCAUUUUCUGUGUAAAAACAUAUCAUAAGCACUCCAAAACCAGAAAACAUGCUGUAAAUACACCUUUCAAAGCUUUAUAGGGAGUCUUCAAAUCUAGAUUUUAUAUAUAUAUAUAUAUUCACUUAACAAAAUUCUAUUCUAGAAUACAUGUCUCUCACAUUUCAAUGGAUGUUGGAAUCUAAUGAGAAAAGCAAUGCUCUAACAUUAUUAGCAGGCCUGAAAAAAAAAAAGUUGUUUUUUGAGAUUGCAGAAUGAUGCCAGCCCUUAUACAAGUUUACUGCAGUAUACUACGACACAUGCAGAGCAAAGUAUAGUGAAAGCAUGGUGAAGCUUGAUAAAGCACUGUAUAGUCAACACCAUGUUAAAGAUAGAGGACUAGGAUGUUAAUAGUUUAGAGAAUUUUGUUUAAACCAUUGUCAAAAAUAUGAGUGUCAAUUAUAGAUAUAGUUAGUCUUGGUGGUAGUGCUGUAGUAAAAAUGCAGUGUAAGGAGAUUUUGUUUUGUUUUUUAUAUUCUAUAAUCUAUUCCAUACACAUCACUGUUGAACACAUUUAGUCUUACACAGAAAUGUCGUAGUAAUUCAUAAAAUAAAAGCUUCUCAUGCUGGCUUUUCUGAGUGGUUACAAAGAUGACCAAUAUUGCAAUACUCUAUGUCCCCUGAGUGGCUCACCUGGUAACAGUGCAGUUGUGUGGGAUGCAGGGUGAGUCAUACAGUGCAGGUUCACGUCCUGGCUGUGCAAGGUAGCGGUCUUUAAUGGAGAUUUCCGAAGGGAACGUCACAUUGGCUCUGGCUCUCCCGUGGGUUAGAGAGGCAAAACCGGCAGGGACGCUUUCUCUUCAUCGCUCUACAGCGAACCCUGCUGGCCAGGCGCCCAGUGAGCUCAGAGCAGACACCUGCAGGGCUGGCCUUUGCCCUCCAGAGGUCGCUAACAUCUGCUUUCGAGUUCUUGGGUGUAAAAGAGGAAGCUGGCAUGGUCAUGGGAUCGGUGGAGCCCCACUGAACCUUCAAUUCUCCUGAGCUGUGUGGGGAAUUGCUGGGAUGAGGGGGAAAAAUGAUUGGACUCUCCAAAUUGGGAAGAAAAUAGGUCCUUCAAAUACUGUCUAUGUAUGUCCCUAGUAGUGGAUUGACAUAAUGGGUGAGAUUUACAAAGCUGUAAAAUAAGGUCUUUAACUCGCUUACGAGGUUUCAGAAAAGCAGCAGCCUUAGAUACUGAGGCAAAAGCUGAACAAAUCAGGCCUCAAUGAAGUUUUAUUAAUUAUCGAUUACAUGUUUGUGACUUCUCAGAGAGCAAGCGGAUUGUUUUGUUUGUGUGUUAAAGCUGAAAAAAACCCUUCAAAGCACUGUCUGUAAAUUCCUUAACUAAAUAAAAAAUAAAGUAUUUGUCUUGUGUGCUGUUUAAU
Acipenser ruthenus (sterlet) is the source of this 6491-nucleotide messenger RNA. Its product is annotated as extracellular calcium-sensing receptor. Gene Ontology annotation, biological process: intracellular calcium ion homeostasis; detection of calcium ion; G protein-coupled receptor signaling pathway. The transcript has 6 exons. Lineage: Eukaryota; Metazoa; Chordata; Actinopteri; Acipenseriformes; Acipenseridae. The record is from RefSeq and is a predicted model, not a curated record. The coding region runs from base 220 to 3333 and encodes 1037 amino acids. Gene Ontology annotation, cellular component: membrane. Gene Ontology annotation, molecular function: G protein-coupled receptor activity; calcium ion binding.